AUCCCACACAUCCGCCAUCACUACAGCUAAACCCACAAACUGAGUAGUGUUAUUAGGCAAGGCAGGGAUUGACAACAGCACAGAGACAGCCAGGAGCCCAGGCCUUGGGGAAAGGUCGAGUGGGGAUCCAUAAAUGAUUGUAUGCCGCUGUCUUGUUUAACAACAACCCCCAAAAACCGUGUUUGAUGUUUGAGGAGAGUCAACAAACUCAGUGACAAAAAUAAACAAACAAACAACAACAACAAAAAAACAUGUCUAAUCUGAGCAAAGGCGGCACCAAGAAGGACACUAAGAUGAGGAUACGAGCUUUUCCUAUGACCAUGGAUGAGAGGUAUGUGAACAACAUCUGGGAACUGUUGAAGAAUGCCAUCCAGGAGAUCCAGAGGAAGAACAACAGUGGCCUAAGCUUUGAGGAGCUGUACAGAAACGCCUACACCAUGGUACUGCACAAACACGGCGAGAAGCUCUACACAGGCCUGCGGGAGGUCGUCACAGAGCACCUAAUCAAUAAAGUCCGAGAAGACGUACUCAACUCCUUAAACAACAAUUUCCUGCAGACUCUAAACCAGGCGUGGAAUGAUCAUCAGACGGCCAUGGUCAUGAUACGAGACAUUUUAAUGUACAUGGACCGUGUGUAUGUGCAGCAGAAUAACGUAGAGAACGUGUAUAACUUGGGCCUGAUCAUCUUUCGAGACCAGGUAGUUCGGUACGGCUGCAUCAGAGACCACCUCCGCCAGACACUGCUGGACAUGAUCGCCAGGGAACGGAAGGGCGAGGUGGUGGACAGAGGAGCAAUUAGAAAUGCGUGCCAGAUGCUUAUGAUAUUGGGCUUGGAGGGGCGGUCAGUGUAUGAGGAAGACUUUGAAGCUCCUUUCUUAGAAAUGUCUGCAGAGUUCUUCCAGAUGGAGAGUCAGAAGUUCCUGGCAGAGAACAGCGCCAGUGUGUACAUAAAGAAAGUAGAGGCACGGAUAAAUGAAGAGAUUGAGCGAGUGAUGCACUGUCUGGACAAGUCGACAGAGGAGCCAAUCGUCAAGGUAGUAGAGCGGGAGCUCAUCUCCAAGCACAUGAAGACCAUUGUGGAAAUGGAGAACUCUGGCCUGGUCCACAUGCUUAAAAACGGAAAGACGGAGGAUCUGGCCUGUAUGUAUAAACUAUUCAGCAGGGUGCCAAACGGGCUGAAAACAAUGUGUGAGUGUAUGAGUCUGUAUCUGAGAGAACAGGGGAAAGCGCUGGUGUCCGAGGAGGGAGAGGGCAAGAACCCUGUCGACUACAUACAGGGCCUGCUGGACUUGAAGAUGCGCUUUGACCGCUUCCUGCAGGAAUCGUUCAGUAACGACCGGCUCUUUAAACAGACCAUCGCUGGAGACUUUGAGUACUUUCUGAACCUCAACUCCCGAUCACCCGAGUACCUCUCACUCUUCAUUGACGACAAGCUGAAGAAAGGAGUCAAAGGACUGACUGAGCAGGAGGUCGAGUCCAUCCUGGAUAAGGCUAUGGUGCUCUUCCGGUUCAUGCAGGAGAAAGAUGUUUUUGAGCGUUACUACAAACAGCACCUGGCCAGAAGACUUCUCACCAAUAAGAGCGUCUCUGACGACUCGGAGAAAAAUAUGAUCUCCAAGCUUAAGACAGAGUGUGGUUGUCAGUUCACCUCUAAACUUGAAGGCAUGUUCAGGGACAUGAGCAUCUCUAACACCACCAUGGACGAGUUCCGGCAGCACCUGCAGUCCACCGGGGUAUCUCUAGGUGGUGUUGAUCUCACAGUCAGAGUCCUGACUACAGGUUACUGGCCCACACAGUCAGCUACGCCCAAAUGUAACAUCCCUCACUCCCCACGACAUGCCUUUGAGGUCUUUAGAAGGUUUUACUUGGCCAAGCACAGUGGCCGGCAGCUCACACUGCAGCACCACAUGGGCUCAGCAGACCUCAAUGCCACCUUCUAUGGGCCUGUGAAAAAGGAGGAUGGGUCAGAGUUAGGCGUAGGAGGUGCACAGGUAACAGGCUCUAACACAAGGAAGCACAUACUGCAGGUUUCCACCUUCCAGAUGACUAUCCUCAUGCUCUUCAACAACAGAGAAAAGUGCACUUUUGAGGAGAUCCAGCAGGAGACGGAUAUCCCCGAGCGGGAGCUGGUACGAGCGUUGCAGUCUCUGGCGUGUGGAAAGCCCACGCAGCGAGUGCUUACCAAGGAGCCGAAGAGCAAAGAGAUUGAGAACGGCCACAUGUUUACAGUCAACGACCAGUUUACCUCCAAACUGCACAGAGUCAAAAUCCAGACAGUCGCUGCUAAACAGGGGGAGUCAGACCCAGAGAGGAAGGAGACACGACAGAAAGUGGACGACGACCGGAAACACGAAAUCGAGGCAGCCAUAGUACGCAUCAUGAAAUCUAGAAAGAAGAUGCAGCACAAUGUACUUGUAGCAGAGGUGACUCAGCAGUUAAGGGCGCGGUUCCUCCCCAGCCCAGUGGUGAUUAAAAAGAGAAUUGAAGGACUUAUAGAAAGAGAAUAUUUGGCACGAACACCAGAGGAUCGCAAAGUGUACACUUACGUGGCAUAGACAUGGACACAAACAGAGGAGUGUGUGAGGAAAAAAAAAAACAAAAGGAAAAAAACUGCUCAUAUGGACUUGGAAAUUCAU
This is a messenger RNA of Pangasianodon hypophthalmus (striped catfish), 2636 nucleotides long. Its product is annotated as cullin-3. Gene Ontology annotation, biological process: protein ubiquitination; ubiquitin-dependent protein catabolic process. Gene Ontology annotation, cellular component: Cul3-RING ubiquitin ligase complex. The record is from RefSeq and is a predicted model, not a curated record. Lineage: Eukaryota; Metazoa; Chordata; Actinopteri; Siluriformes; Pangasiidae. Bases 252 to 2555 code for a protein of 767 amino acids. The transcript has 16 exons. Gene Ontology annotation, molecular function: ubiquitin protein ligase binding.